Diachasma alloeum is the source of this 1014-nucleotide messenger RNA. RefSeq lists its product as uncharacterized. The transcript is spliced from 2 exons. Lineage: Eukaryota; Metazoa; Arthropoda; Insecta; Hymenoptera; Braconidae. Gene Ontology annotation, molecular function: zinc ion binding; nucleic acid binding. Bases 190 to 1014 code for a protein of 274 amino acids. The record is from RefSeq and is a predicted model, not a curated record.
UUCCGUGUUUUUGCGAAAUCACAGGUUCUUGAACUUGAGUUGGACGUCGACUUUAGGUGACGUUGCCUUGACGGCAGCCAUGUUUGUCGACGUUGCACCCCUAGACAUAAAAGUGCCUGUCGUCCCCAACAAGUCACAGUCCUCUUAAAAAUUCCAAGUGGAAAGGUUAUAAUACCCCAUAGCAUCAAGAUGAAUAGUGUCAAGUGCUUUAAGUGCGGAAUUGCUGGACAUGUUUCACGAAAGUGUCCCUUCGCUGAGUGUGGAACAUCUACCAACUGCGGAAUCUGUUCGAGAUCUCGUCGAUUUCGACCUCGACCAACAGUAUCCGUCUCUGCAGUUGUCAAAAGAUGUUUUACUUGUGGUGAGCCCGGACAUCUCUCCCGUUCUUGCCCACUGCGUAUCAGCAUCCGUCCUGCAACCCGUCCUGCGCCUUCUUCGGGAUCUCCGUUGAAGACUAACCAGUCCAAGGGUUCAACUGGAAAACCAGCGCCCCGCUGCCGUGUUUGUCGCACCUUUGAGCACCACCCUCUGGACUGCUCUCCGGACCAAUCAAGUAGACCUGCCAGGAGAAGUGUGUGGGAUCGACUCGGACCGCUCGUUCCUCGACCAAAAUGCUCCGUCAAGAAACACCCAUAUUUAAAGCACUCGGUGGAUGCAUUCAUGUUUAAAUAUCUGUGUGACAGAUUUCCCUAUCGACCCGGAUACGUCAAUCUGGAGUUCAAAAAUAAAGUCAAGCAAUGGAGAAUCAGUAGAGGGAAGAACCUGAAUGCCCUUUGGGAUCUUCCGAUCCGUUCCGACAUUGAGAUAGAUGUCCAGGACGUCUUCAAUCUUCGUGGUCUCUUUCAAGAAUCUCCAACAGCUCAGCCAUGUCAUGUACCCCAAUUUCUGGAAGAUACUGGAACUAGAUGUGCUCGCUGUCAUUCCUACUGCUGGGACUAUCCGGAUUUCUUCUACCUGGGAAGAACCUGGCACACCCGAAACAGUCUCAGUGCUCCGAUUAUACCUUGGAAUUAA